Messenger RNA from Oncorhynchus gorbuscha (pink salmon), 3756 nucleotides. RefSeq names its product muscarinic acetylcholine receptor M3-like. Gene Ontology annotation, biological process: adenylate cyclase-inhibiting G protein-coupled acetylcholine receptor signaling pathway; chemical synaptic transmission; G protein-coupled receptor signaling pathway, coupled to cyclic nucleotide second messenger. NCBI's taxonomy places the organism in Eukaryota, Metazoa, Chordata, Actinopteri, Salmoniformes, Salmonidae. Gene Ontology annotation, cellular component: plasma membrane; synapse; dendrite. The record is from RefSeq and is a predicted model, not a curated record. The coding region runs from base 512 to 2032 and encodes 506 amino acids. The transcript has 2 exons. Gene Ontology annotation, molecular function: G protein-coupled serotonin receptor activity; G protein-coupled acetylcholine receptor activity.
UACAGUAGUCUGCCUGACACAUUAUUUACACCAGUUAUGGCAGGAGCCCUGGUUUCAUUUGUUUCUGUCCUCCUAUUGCGUUUUUCUCUUCGAAGAACACACCAUGUCGCACCUUAUGACCAAGCCAUAUGAGGAGCAAUAAUCCAUGUGCAUAAUAAAUGAAACUACAUGCACGAACAGCGGACACUGUAGUGAGUUUGAACAAAAGACACACCGGAGCGGCGAGGUUUCUCUCAUUGGAUGGACCAUGAUGAGUAACUCUUUUUCUUACUGUAACUUUACGACUUCAGCUACAUGAAUGGACCAUCGCAUUGACUUUUCAUUGCCACGAGAAUGUGCGGUUAAGGAUGGGGAAACCUGUUGUUUUAUUGUGGGCAUAUGGACAGCAUCCAAGACUUAGUUGUUGGCCCUGAGACGGUAACUCCAUGCCAGAUGUCAACAUCAGCGAUUCCCUGUUGUGAAGAAGAAUGACUUUUGCUCCACAGCUUAACUCUGCGUCGCUCUGUGGAAGAUGAACCACUCCUGUCUCUCCCAGACCAGUGACACCACCAAUGUGACAGCAGAUCCACUGGGGGGCCAUGAGAUAUGGGAGGUGGUGGUGAUUGUACUCAUCACAGGGCCUCUCUCCCUGGUCACUAUCAUAGGUAACCUGCUGGUGGUGAUCUCCUUCCGGGUCAACAGGCAGCUGCGCACCUUCAGCAAUUACUUUCUGCUGAGCUUGGCGGUUGCGGACCUGAUCCUGGGAGCAGUCUCUAUGAACCUCUACGCUGUUUACAUUAUCAUGGGACGCUGGACCCUGGGCAGCCUUGCCUGUGACGUCUGGCUGGCUGUGGAUUAUGUAGCCAGCAACGCCUCCGUCAUGAACCUGCUGGUCAUCAGCUUUGACCGCUUCUACUCCAUCACCAGACCUCUCACCUACCGGGCAAAGCGCACCACACGCCGGGCAGCCGCAGCCAUCGGCCUGGCCUGGGCCGUUUCCUUCAUCCUUUGGGGGCCAGCCAUCCUGUUCUGGCCCCAUGUAGUGGGCAGGAAAGCACAGGACGCGGGUGAAUGCUCUAUCCCAUUCCUGACCGAGCCUGCUCUCACAUUCGGCACGGCCAUCGCUGCCUUCUACCUUCCUGUCACCAUCAUGGGAAUCCUGUACUGGAAGAUCUACUGGGAGAUCGAGAAGCGAGCCCAGGGUCUGGAGGGGCUAAUGGGGUCUGGGAGCAGUGAGGGGGCCUCCCAGGUGUCUGGGCGAAGGGAUGUCUACUCCAGCAGCACCAAGAGCAGUGUGAGCAGCUCCAGAGAGGUGCCUGUGGGCAGGGAGCAGAGCAGUGAGGUGUCCCAGGGCUGCUUCCCUGUGAGAGAGGAGCCUAAACAGAGCAGUGAGAGGAGAAUAGCAAUACUGUCAUUGUCUCCCACCAAGGGGGCCUACAGGGAGGGCUGCAGAGACAGCACCUGUAACAUAGAUGAGGAAGAGCCUACUGUCUCCCUUUCCUCCUCAGAGGAAGAACCAGAGCAGACGCAGCAGGGGGCGAGCGCUAAGACAAGCCUUAAAGCCAUGAUCCCACUCAGAGAUGCCCAGGGCAGAAACACCGUAGGGGCCAUCAAACCCCUGACAUCCAGGGCAGAGGACAGUACAGCAGGGCCACAGGGCAGGCAGCCCCCCCUAAGGGGCUCCACAUCAGACUCCAGACGCCACAAGCAGCCCAAAGCCAAGAGGAGGAGGAACACAAUUGUCAAAGAGAAGAAGGCAGCCAGGACCCUGUGUGCCAUCCUGCUGGCUUUCAUCCUGACCUGGACGCCGUACAACAUCAUGGUGCUGGUGUCCGUCUCCUACUGCGUGCCCGAGAAGCUGUGGCAGCUUGGCUACUGGCUCUGCUACAUCAACAGCACCGUCAACCCAGUCUGCUACGCCCUCUGCAACGAGCACUUCAGAGUCACCUUUAAGACGCUGCUGCUCUGCAGGCCGGGACAGAGGAACUGGGGAAUGGCUUAUAACGCCAACCAUGCCUCCUUCAGGACACACAAGACCAGCAGUACUGUCUGAACUUCUUCAAAGCUAGACACUACCCUCUAGCUUAAGAAGAGUCAGACCUGCCCUAGUAAAAGACAAUCCAUGCAAGGGGAUGAUUUGUUUGAAGAAGGCAGAGGAAUUGCUUUUUGACUGUUCGGUAAAAAGGAAAAAGAAACAGACAUGCUAAGUAUGAUGGGCAUUGACAUGCAUAACAGUCAAUAGCAGAAAACCUACGCUGGGUAUUGCCUCAAAGUAGUCUUUCUUAAGAACAUUCCAUUGCAUAGAUCUAUGAUAAUCAUGCAGUCUGUUUUUGCCCAUGACUGUCUUCAAACCUUCCUUCCUCACCCUCCCCUUCAGUUGCUCUCCAUGGAGCUGUUGGACUGCCCGUUUUGACUUCGGGCCAGAGCCAUGAAAUGGCUUCUGUUUAUGACAUGUUUAUUGAAACAGGGUUAUGAAUUGGUCCAUAUGCCUCAAUGUUAAAUCACCACCAGGAACUUGCAAUAGAAAAAGGUAAAAAUAUAACAGACACUAAGAUUCCAUCACUGAUACUGUAGUGCUUCAGUGAUCCUGAAUGCACACUGCUGCAAUAGAGAAAAGAGGACAUGGCACCAAAUACAGCCAGUGACAAAUAUUUUAUUUUCCUGGGGGAAAAAAAAAAAGACAAAACCUUCUACCAUAAAGGCAAUAUUCAUUCACAACUCAAAUAAAGUCCCAAAACUGUUCUACAUCAACUGAAUCAAUAUCAUUGCUGAAUAUGACGGCAAAACAAAAACCGUUAUGUUCCUGGAAACCGCCUCUAAACAAACACCCCAAAAAGUGUCAUGAGAAAUACUUGUUUAACGCUUUAGUAUUUGUUAGUUGGCUAUUGAUAUAACAUGAUAGUAUAGCUAAAUUAUAUUACACAACUUCCCUUUACACUUUGAUCAAUUCAAAUCGGAGCAUACCAUUAGCACACAUUAUCAUGCACUUGCUUGACUGUUUUGCCUUUCUUACCAUGUCUGUCAAUGUAUCCUGUGUUUUUUACUGUCACUGGUUAAGGUAAAAACAUCUUCGCUAAUUGUAAUUAGUGUAAUUUGUGUGCCAGACCUGUGGAGAGCAUUGUGCCCAGCUUUGGGGGAGAAGAGCAUUGAGAAAAUACAAGGGAAAAAAACAGGUGUUCCCUUUCCAUGAGACAAACAACUCAGACAUGCAAUUGAUUCAGAAAUGUGCCUUUAAGGUUCACCUUAGAAUCGCUUUGUGCCCAUCUUACAAAUGAUAUAAAUGUAGACCUAUAUAUGACAAUGUCAAUACAUUUUUCCUCGAAGGAAAAUGCUACAGUAUAGCAAAUGCAGGUGCACACACCAGUCUGCAGUUUGUGUUAACACACCACUGUCUGACUAGAUCCUCCGAUGGCUCCCCCAUCAUUCCAAUAACAUUAUCCCCCUGACAGUCCCUGUAGCACUUGUAUUGCUCAUUACUGCCCUCCUGUGGCUAUAACUGAAUGGGAGUGUAGAUCAGUUAUGGGAAGGGAAACAAAGUCCUGUGCUCGGUAGCCAUUUCCCAACACAUAACAAGGGGUCGGGUUCAGGACUAGUGCAGCUCUCUAGGACCUGUGUUGCCUACCAAUGGAAUAUUUAACUAUUGUUGGUAAAAUGCUGGCUGUCGGUAUACAGUCAUGGCCAAAAGUUUUGAGAAUGACACAAAUAUUAAUGUUCACAAUGUCUGCUGCCUCAGUUUGUAUGAUGGCAAUUUGCAUAUACUCCAGAAUGUUAUGAAGA